Molecule: messenger RNA, 1693 nt
Organism: Phragmites australis (common reed)
Lineage: Eukaryota; Viridiplantae; Streptophyta; Magnoliopsida; Poales; Poaceae
Exons: 6
Coding region: 264-1418 (384 amino acids)
Source: RefSeq, a predicted model, not a curated record
GCCCCAACCACCGUAGCCUCCGGAGUCCGGACUACUCCAGAAUCCGCUGCCGCAGCACGCUCCUCCGUCCCGACUGACCUGUCGACGGGGAAGCCCCCGAGCCUUCGCCGCGCCGCAGCUCCCCCGAUAAAAGGAGACGGAGAGCAUCUGGAAAGUUCCACCGUCGCCUGAAGGCUGAAGCAAGAGUCCUUUUUGCCCGUUCCGUUCCUCUCGCCGCACCGUGCGCAGCAGCAGGAACAGCGGGGCCUCUUCGGGGAGCAGAGAUGUCGAAGGACGGGGGCCCCGAUUGGAACGGCUUGUUCAAGUGGAGCCUCGCCCACGGCGACGGCACCAACCCGCCGCGCGCUCUCAGUGAGGAAGACAAGAGAUGGUUCAUGGAGGCCAUGCAAGCGAACACAGUAGAUGUUGUCAAGAGGAUGAAGGAGAUCACUCAGGUGAUGAAAACUCCUGAAGAUGUCUUGCAGUCCCAGGGUGUGACCCUGGAGAACAUUGAAGAUAUGUUGGAUGAGUUACAAGAGCAUGUGGAAUCCAUUGACAUGGCAAAUGAUCUGCAUUGUAUUGGUGGGUUAGAUCCUCUACUUGGUUACUUGAAAAAUUCACAUGCUGGCAUCCGAGCAAAGGCGGCAGACGUUGUGAGUACAAUUGUGCAGAAUAAUCCCAAGAGCCAGCAACUUGUCAUGGAAUCCAAUGGACUGGAGCCACUGUUGUCAAACUUCAGAUCAGAUCCAAGUACAAAUGCACGCACAAAAGCUUUAGGAGCGAUAUCUUCUCUGGUUCGUCAUAACCAACCAGGAAUUUCUGCUUUUCGCCUGGGAAAUGGCUAUGCUGGAUUGAAAGAUGCUCUUGGUUCUGAUGAUGCCAGACUUCAGAGGAAAGCUCUCAAUCUCAUACAAUACCUGCUGCACAACAACAAGACAGAUAGAAGCGUGGCUACAGAGCUUGGUCUUCCAAAGCACUUGAUGCACCUUGCAUCCAGUGACGAUUCCUUAGUCCGUGAGGCAGCGUUAGGCGGUCUUCUUGAGUUGGCACGGGACAAGACAUCUGAUGCUGGCAAUGCUCUACCUGACCAAGACAAGCUGAAAGACGUCCUCAUGAGCCGAAUCGAAGGGAUUAGCACGAUGGACGCAGAUGAUCUCCAUGCUGCUCGCGAGGAGCGACAGCUGGUGGACUCACUCUGGAAGGAGUGCUACAACGAGCCAUCGUCCCUCAGGGAGAAGGGCCUCGUGGUGCUUCCUGGAGAGGACACACCCCAACAGCCACCACCAGAUGUUGCGGGGAAGAUGUUCGAGCCGCCUCUUCGCGCAUGGGCUGCUGCAAGACCUGCUCCGAAAGAAGAUUCUGAUUCUGGGGAUGGGAAGAAGGAUCCACCGUUGCUGCUUGGCCCUGGACCAUCAUCUAAUGCCAAUUCCAGUUCUUAGGCUUGGUAAUGGUUGUGGAAGGCUGAAAGUGAAGACCUUGUGGAAGGCUGAAAGUGAAGACCGUGUGGAAGGCUGGAAGUCUGGUUUUUGGUCUGUGCAAACUCUCUUGCAACAUCUUGUACGCUCCUAAUGUUACAGUUGUAUUCUGCCGAUAUGCUCUGCAUUUUGAUUUCAGAGUUUGCUUGCACGAGGCUGAUAGGUAUUUGUAUUCUCUGAUGGUCGUCCCAUUUAAAGCAACUUAUAUAUCUUUAGCACGAUGAUUUGAUUUUAUGACU